This is a messenger RNA of Apodemus sylvaticus (European woodmouse), 1618 nucleotides long. RefSeq names its product glucosaminyl (N-acetyl) transferase 2 (I blood group) (gene Gcnt2). Bases 692 to 1618 code for a protein of 308 amino acids. Gene Ontology annotation, biological process: transforming growth factor beta receptor signaling pathway. The record is from RefSeq and is a predicted model, not a curated record. NCBI's taxonomy places the organism in Eukaryota, Metazoa, Chordata, Mammalia, Rodentia, Muridae. The transcript has a single exon. Gene Ontology annotation, molecular function: acetylglucosaminyltransferase activity. Gene Ontology annotation, cellular component: membrane.
UGGAGGGAGGUGUGCUUUUAUUUCAGAUUGUGUCAUUUGAGUAGAGACUCCCGAAACUGCAACCAACAGAACCGGGGCUGUUUUAGAUCCCUUGGGUUGUUAGCCAGGCACACCGGGGAGAGAAGGCAAUCGAGCAGAAGAGACGAGAGAGGCAGUGGAGGAAGGCAGGAAGCCCUUCGCGCGCCUAGCCCGGCCCAUUCCAUCCACUUUGGGUUUUACUGUGCUUUGCUGAUUGAUUGUAGCAAGAGGAGAAAGAGCUAGGAGAAACUCCCGAAGGAAAGGAACGAAAGGGGGGGGUGGGGAGGUGAGAAACUCAGUUGAAAAAGAGGUAGCAGGGAGAGUAAAAGCCAGCAGACGCACUCCGGGAGGCCGGAGGAGGAGGAAAUGGCUGGGCAACCUGCUGCUAGGAUUUAGACAAAGGAGGUUUGAGAGAGAGGCGGGAUCGGAUUCUAAUAUCAGCUCGAGGAGAGAGCUAGCUACUGUGCUCCGGGAGAUGAAACGGCCGGAAUUCACAGGGACUGGAGCAUGUACCACAGCGAGAACUCUCAGGAAAAAGUAAGUCUGGGGAGCGAUCAGCCGGCAUUCCUAGUGACUGGAGCAUGUACCUCAGCGAGAGCGCUCAGGAAAAAGGAAGUCCGGGGAAGGAUUUGCCAAGCUUGACGGACUCUGACAUCGAGACCCUCUUUGAGGCAUGCCUCCGUCCAUGCGUUACUUUUUCAUAGUGUCUGUGACUACUGUCAUUGUUUUUAUUGUGCUCUACGUGUUAAGUUUUGGGGGAGAUCAAAGCUACCAGAAGCUGAACAUCUCAGACUCCGUGAUGCUGGCUCAGGUGUGCACGCCCUUCUUCAACGGGAAAAGCCCGCUCCUGUGGAGAAACAAACUAAUGAUUCGCGAGAAGCCUUCUUGCACAGAAUAUGUGACCCAAAGUCACUAUAUCACAGCGCCUUUAUCUCAGGAAGAGGUUGAAUUUCCUUUGGCAUAUGUCAUGGUCAUUCAUCACAAUUUUGACACCUUUGCAAGGCUCUUUAGGGCUAUCUUCAUGCCUCAGAAUAUCUACUGUGUUCACGUGGACGAAAAGGCGACAGCUGAAUUCAAAGGUGCCGUAGAACAGUUAGUGAACUGCUUCCCCAAUGCAUUUCUGGCCUCUAAGAUGGAGCCAGUGGUCUAUGGUGGGAUCUCCCGGCUCCAGGCCGACCUGAACUGCAUCAAAGAUCUGUCCACCUCCGAGGUCCCCUGGAAGUACGCCAUCAACACCUGUGGACAAGACUUCCCCCUGAAAACCAACAAGGAGAUCGUUCAGUACCUGAAAGGACUUAAGGGGAAGAAUCUCACUCCGGGGGUGCUGCCUCCAGCUCACGCAAUUGGAAGGACCCGGUUCGUCCACCGGGAGCACCUGAGCAGAGAGCUUUCCUACGUGAUCAGAACCACCGCUCUGAAGCCUCCACCUCCCCACAACCUCACCAUUUAUUUUGGAUCCGCCUAUGUCGCUCUGUCGAGAGAGUUUGCUGACUUUGCUCUCCACGACCCACGGGCGGUUGAUUUGCUCCAGUGGUCCAAAGAUACUUUCAGUCCCGACGAACAUUUCUGGGUGACGCUCAAUAGGAUUCCAGGUAUGUGA